UUUACACUUUACGAUUGAUAACAAUUCAACUAGCUGGAGAUCAAUGUAUAUUUUGCUGUAUUGCUUGUGUUUAUUUUUAGCAGCAAAAUUGUACUGGCUGUGCUCUGCAGUGCCAAUGGCAAUGCAUUGGAUAUUACAUGCCCUUGCCUUGUAAUUGUAAUUUCUCACACGAGGCCUCAAACCCUCUGUCUCUUCGUACAUCCACUAGCCUGGUUAAAUAUCGCAGGCUACGCCAUGGCAUUACUAGAUAAAAAUAAAUAAAAUACAUGCAAUAUAUAUCAGCUAAUCUGAAAAAUCGGAGUAGUGCUUGCAAGGCUGUUGGGUUGCUAAGUCAACUGAAGUGUGGACCGACGUCGAUGCGAAGGCAGCUAUCUAGCUAUCCAUCUAGAUGGACCAGCAGGCCCAGUCCUAUAUGCUUGCCAGUCUGACACGGCCCCACUCUGAGCAGCUGUUGCAAGGUCUCCAGCUGUUGAGGCAGGACCAUGAGCUGUGCGACAUUGUGCUGCGUGUGGGUGAUGCCAAGAUCCACGCUCACAAAGUGGUGCUGGCAAGCAUCAGCCCCUACUUCAAGGCCAUGUUCACAGGCAACCUGUCAGAGAAAGAGACCUCUGAGGUGGAGUUCCAGUGCAUCAACGAGGCUGCGCUACAAGCCAUUGUUGAAUACGCCUACACUGGCACAGUAUUCAUCUCACAGGAAACUGUUGAGACCCUACUGCCAGCUGCUAAUCUGCUCCAGGUCAAGCUGGUGCUAAAGGAGUGCUGCUCCUUCCUAGAGAGCCAGCUAGACGCUGGGAACUGUAUAGGCAUCUCCCGCUUUGCUGAGACCUAUGGCUGUCACGACCUCUGCCUGGCCGCAACCAAAUUCAUUUGCCAGAAUUUUGAAGAGGUCUGCCAGACAGAAGAGUUUUUUGAGCUGACGCGGGCAGAGCUGGAUGAAAUAGUGUCAAACGACUGUCUAAAGGUGGUGACUGAAGAGACUGUGUUUUAUGCCCUGGAGUCAUGGAUCAAGUAUGAUGUGACUGAGCGACAGCAGCACCUGGCUCAGUUACUGCACUGCGUUCGCCUUCCUCUCCUAAGCGUUAAGUUCCUCACCCGCCUCUAUGAGGCAAACCACCUGAUCCGGGAUGACCACGCCUGCAAGCACCUGCUCAACGAGGCCCUCAAGUACCAUUUCAUGCCUGAGCACCGGCUCUCCUACCAGACGGUGUUGUCUACGCGGCCACGCUGCGCCCCCAAGGUGCUCCUUGCGGUGGGAGGCAAGGCUGGACUCUUUGCCACCCUCGAAAGCAUGGAGAUGUACUUUCCUCAGACGGACUCGUGGAUUGGGCUUGCCCCUCUGAGUGUACCCCGCUACGAGUUUGGGGUGGCGGUGUUGGACCAGAAGGUGUACGUAGUCGGCGGCAUCGCCACACACAUGCGGCAGGGCAUUAGCUACCGGAGACAUGAGAGCACUGUGGAGAGCUGGGACCCUGACAGCAACACGUGGUCCACGGUGGAGCGCAUGGCGGAGUGUCGCAGCACACUGGGGGUGGUGGUCCUGGCCGGGGAGCUGUACGCUUUGGGGGGCUACGACGGCCAGUACUACCUACAGUCAGUGGAAAAAUAUGUCCCCAAGGUGAAGGAGUGGCAGCCUGUGGCACCCAUGACCAAGUCACGCAGCUGCUUUGCCACCGCGGUGCUGGAUGGCAUGGUCUACGCCAUCGGGGGUUAUGGCCCUGCCCAUAUGAACAGUGUGGAACGUUACGACCCCAGCAAAGAUGCCUGGGAAAUGGUAGCCCCUAUGGCAGACAAACGGAUCAAUUUUGGGGUUGGGGUCAUGCUGGGAUUUAUAUUUGUGGUUGGGGGACACAACGGAGUGUCACACCUGUCCAGCAUUGAGAGGUAUGACCCACACCAAAACCAGUGGACUGCCUGUCGGCCCAUGAAUGAACCACGCACGGGGGUUGGCUCAGCCAUCGUGGACAACUACCUCUAUGUGGUGGGAGGUCACUCAGGAUCCUCCUACCUGAACACUGUCCAGCGCUAUGACCCCAUCACAGACAGCUGGCUGGACUCGAGCGGCAUGAUGUACUGCCGCUGUAACUUUGGCCUGACUGCUCUUUGACCCAUGGCACCCCUCUAGGGUAGGACUCCUCAAGAGAAGACUUAGACGAAAGGCUUUUCUUUUUGUUUUGUUUCCCCUAUUCAUCGCCUGCGAGCUAAAGAGGGCUCCCUGGAACCCAGAGAGCAGGAGAGAGGGCUUGCGGCUGGAUCGGUCUGCCUGGUUGUGCCAGGGGUCCACUGAGGUGGCCAGAAUGAGAAGGGUCUGGCCCGGGUGGAGGAGCGGGGGGCAGACCAACGUGGAUCUUGUCACAGAGGAGAUGACCACUACGGCUGCUGGACCGCAACGAGGACUCUGAGCCAUUUAACUAGGGGCUGGGGAAGAACACUGUCACUUUUGUUGUGGACUCACUUUUUGCGUUCAUGCCAUUAUUUCAGAUUCACACUCCAGACUUGCUUUUGGUUGUUUUUGCUAUGAGCAGAACAUGUUCCGGUUUUCUAGAUCCUUAAACUUUGUGCGCGUGUGAACUGUGUGAGUGCGUGGCGCGGAGUGUCUGUAUGCUUGUGAGUAGAUGCAUGUCAGAUUAAAUGAUUGUUCUUUAGUGUCUGUGUGCAGGAUUACAGCUCAGGCAAGGUGAUUGGUUCACACACUGAGUUCGAAAUGUCUGCAGAUAAAUCAGUGCUUCACAAAGAGAAAAAUCGGAAUCUUUAUAUAUUCACUUAAAAAGGGCUGCCUUUUUUCUCUGUUGUAAAUAGUUUAAAUUAAAAGACAUAGAUAUGAAUAUAUCCUAGUGCAUUGCCUGUAAAUGUUUUCUGCACUGGGUUACUAGUUAAGGGAUGUUUGUUUGCGUGUGUACAUAUGUCUUUGAGUCAAGAAGGAGAGGUGAGGAAGGAUAAACAAACCCAUUGAAUUCUCCUGACAGUACUUGCCACCUGUCUCAGUUUUCAUCCUUUGAGCCUUUUGGAUAUAUCCACGUUACAGCAUCUUGUGAUUGGGUCACACUUCAUCCCUCUUCAUAGGCAUUGAAAAGAGAUCAUGUCCCUUUUUUUCACUGCUGAGUUUAUACAAAAUACUAACUGGUGCUAUAUUUAGGAUUCAGGAUUCAGCUUGUCUGUCUGUUAUGAGGAUUGAGUUGUUCCUUCGUUGUUGUUGUUGUUGUUGUUGUAUAGCCCAUAUGCCAUAAAGCAGUGUCACGCUGGAAGGUAACUAGCUGGAGUACCAUAAACUUUACUUUUAGCCUAAUGUGAAAUGGGACUUUUUAGGCACUGUCAAUUGAUAUAAAACUGUCCUGAUGCUUGUGCCCCAGGGAUUCUGUUUAGCUAUGUUUUGUUUGGAAAAACUGCCCCUUCAUUUAGAAGUACUCGAUCUGCUUGUUUGGCUGCCCACUUCCUGUAUCCUUACUAGGAACGUCUGUGAGAUUGUCUUGUCCCUUACCCAUUAGAGAACACUUUCAGCAUGAAAUGACACCUACACCCUCUAUUCUUGCUUGCCACGUCUUUGUUGAAGCAUAUUAGGAGCGGCAUGCGGCCAAGGCCUUCCUGGCAAGCUCAGGGAAGUGUUCACAUACACAGCCUUGUGAGAAGUGCCAAAAUAUGACCUGCUUUCACAAGUAACUUUCCCACCUCCUGAGAUGCAAAGGGCCACACCCCUUGUUCCAAAAUAAAACCGGUUAUUUUCAACCGUAUGCCAGGACUGGACAUGCUGCCGAUGUGAAGCACUGAGGGCUGUGUUGUCUGUGAAGAGAGAUUUUCACUCCCAAACUCUUUGGCCACUAAGAGACACAUGGCAGACAGACAAGGGCAGGUAGUCGUAGCUCAGAGCUGCCCUGGAUGAGAUGGCUGCAAGCAGAGCCUGGGAGUUGUAGUCGUGGGCCAUGCCAAAGGUCCGGUAACAUAAGCUAUAUAAAGAGUUAAUGUUAUAUCAGCCUUAGAAUCCCUGUUUUGGGUCCAGAUUGGAAGGUUGCUUCUUGGUAUUGUACAGUACACAUAGAUGGUUGCACAUGUACUAAAGUUACACAGCUCUGCAUUGCACUUACCAAACUAUUUGAUGAGUUGAAUCAUUUCAUUUUGUACACAGGCAUUGGUUUAAGUUACUGGCAUUUAUACAAUGCAAUAAUAUUGUUUUUCAGGGGACAAUUUUUGCGUUGAAGUGAGCCUCUUUAAAAGCCAAGGCAUAUCAUAUUGCAGUGAGGUUAUUGGGCUUGUUUGUUCUGAAUUAUACUGUCUGUUGGGGCCUAUCAAAUCUGUCUCUUGUUUUCUCCAUCCCAGUUUGCAUUUUCUCUUGUCUUUGGAGCCUUUUAUAGUGUUGAGCAUGCCAGUUCAAAUGAACUAGGAAUUACUUGCAGACAGAAUCAAAUGGAUUGUACUCCCCCAAAAAACACAUUUUGUCUUGUGAUCAGACUGUAUGGGUCUUGCUCUCAUCUGUCUCACCUGUGCGCUUUUCCAUUUACACACUUGUCAGUUUUCGUGUGGUUACAAUUGUCUAGCUCUUACCCUAAAUGUUAACUUAGAUUAAAGCAAUGAUAAGAUCUAGGGCACCCCCCUAAACAAACAUUUUAAGACUAUCUAGUCUUGCUUCAGCAAUAAUAGACCAUUGUCAGCACAGUAUGAGAGCUUGCCUGAAGUUCUCUCUUUCAAGAAUUUAUUUUUGAAAUGUUGAGGGUGUCUUGGGGUAGUUCCAUUGGCUUCAAGGUGAAUUCAUUUCUAACAAGUUGAUUCAUCAUUUGAACUGCUGCUGCUUUUUUCACCCUGGAAUUGUCACUGUCCUGUUGAAAACCUCCCAGUAAUCUGUUUUCAAAAAAGUUUUCUCUCCCAUUUAUUCAUUAAGAUGCUAUUCAUUCACAAUAGGAUGUAAGUAAAUAGUGAGCCAUUUCAACUGUUUGAUGUUAAAGCUCCUAUUAUAUUGUAGACUAUGAAAUGAUUGUAAUAUCUUCUCAAAUUUUAUGACUGAAUGCAAAUCUGACAUUGCAAAAAGCAAACAAUUUGGCAUCCUUUCAUAGAUCUUAAGUUAAUUUCAUGGGACAUUUAUUUAAAAUGGAACUAAUACUCUUACAUUAGCCAUUUUGUUGAAGUCUUUCCAUUAAGAUGUAUCCUCCUUUAAUUCUUUAAGUAUAUUAGGCACUUCUCUAUCCACAAAGUAGGAAGGAUGAGCCUGAAAGUCAGAAUCACGCAGGCCGUGAUUGUCGGCAGCAGCCAUCCCUUGUCCUUUAUGUUACCAGCAUAUAGAGAGAAGUUAUCCUUUUGGGGAUAUUGGACCUGAGUUUAAAGGAUGUAUUUAUACUGACUUAUUCUUUUGCAGGGGAAAUUUUGGCCAUAUGGAAUCUGAAAACGUGAAACUGCAAAAUGAAGGGACGGUAAAUUAAGUUCAUUAUUUUUAUGGCCUAACCAUGUCUUGUUUUGCCACCACUCUCACCAAAGUGCUUGUUUUACUAAAGAAUGCAGAGGGAAUACUAAUAUCAAGUUGGGAAAAGACUGCAAGGUCACUAUUGUCUCGUCUGGGGGGAAAAUUCCUUUUGAAACUGAUGUCAAUGUUAGCCAAAUUACCACUGCUUCUACUACGUUUUCCAUGAGUGUCUGAACUGUCUGAAUUAAGGUGAUAAUCUUGAAUUUUAUAUCCUGUGGAUUACUACUGGAACCUUCAUGUAGAAGCAGUAUUUUCCCCCCUCCAUAUUUUAUCAUGCUUUGAUUGAACAUACCUUUUAGACAGUUACUUUGUGUGGUGCAGUUGUACCCUGUUAAAAUUAAUAAAUGCCUGCCUUAAAAGGUAUGCUUUGUUGUU
Messenger RNA from Esox lucius (northern pike), 5818 nucleotides. Its product is annotated as kelch-like protein 28. Gene Ontology annotation, molecular function: protein binding. NCBI's taxonomy places the organism in Eukaryota, Metazoa, Chordata, Actinopteri, Esociformes, Esocidae. The coding region runs from base 389 to 2104 and encodes 571 amino acids. The record is from RefSeq and is a predicted model, not a curated record. The transcript has 6 exons.